Molecule: messenger RNA, 1039 nt
Organism: Ectocarpus sp. CCAP 1310/34
Lineage: Eukaryota; Phaeophyceae; Ectocarpales; Ectocarpaceae
Source: the annotation of a GenBank genome assembly
AUGUAUGACCUGCAACGAGAUCCCCGCCAGUAGGAAGUAUGUCGUUGUGGGUGAUGAUCGACUGCUAGAAGUGCCAGCCAUCGGUAGUGUUAAUCUUAGUUUUUUCAGGAGGAUGAGAAUGGUGGGAAAACGACGACGUGUGUGAAGCUCACUGACGUGUCCGUUGUAGAGAGCCUGAGUUUCAACUUGUUCUCAACGCAUGCUGUUUUCUCUGAAGCAACCAAUCCUCCACGACGAACGUGGUGCAGCCCUACAAAUUGGACUGCUCUUUGCUAGAGAGGAAAAAGCAUCUGCAGCGUAUGCCAUGCGGUUGCCGUACGACCCAUCUGCGACUAUUGUAGACCCUGCUGCUUUGCCCGCAUUCGUGACUGCCCCCGAUUCCGCCCCCGCCGUUGGCUCCGCGCGUUCCCCUUCCAAAAAGGGGGGCACCGCGAAAUCAUUGGUGUCCAUGUUGCUGCCUUCCCUGGGCGGCAACCUCUACCUGUUCGUCGCCGUGGACAGCGCCUCGCGGUGGAACAAGGUCUACGGUCUCCGGCGGAAGUCCGACGCGCUGGCGGCAACGAAAAGGCUGCUGGCGGACGUGGGGCGGUACAACCUCGGGGGCAUCGAGUGUUUCCGCGUCGACAACGGCACCGAGUGGACCCGCGGCGACUUCCGGCGCUUCUGCGACGACCACGACAUCGGCGUCGAGUUCACACCUCCUGGCGUUCCGCAGUACAACGUCGUCGUCGAGAGCGCCAUCUGGCGCAUCAUGAAGGCCGGCAUGGCCGCUCGCCGCAGCGCUGGCCGUGUCUUCAACGUCGACUUCGCCUCCAUCCCCGGCCUCGACGAGCGCGGUGACCGUCUUUGGAUGGAAUCGGCGAAAUGGGCCGCCGACGCUCUCAACCAGUCGGCGACCAAGGCCAACCCCGGGCGGCGCUCGCCGCACGAGAUGUUCACCGGCGAGCAGGGGCCGUUCCGCGUGCUGCCGUUCUUCCAGCCCGGCUUCAUGCGUGAGGAUCGCCGCACCAAGCUCGACGACCAGGCCACCCUCUGCUAA